CUCUGCCAAUGUCAAUUAAAAAUUCAAGGCUCAAGUAGCUUUAAGAAAAUUUCAAGAUUUAAUGAUACCUAUAAGCCAUGCAGCGAAGAAACCUGUCAAAUAUCCCUAAAGCCCUAACAAGAAUCGAUUAUGAAAUCCCCGAACGGUAUCGAAACGCAUUUUAUUUAGCAAACGCUGCUUUUUUCGACAGCAGUAAUUGGUUCCUUCAUAGAGCCUACGAAGUUUAUUUUCCCGCUAUUAAAAAUUUGUUUAGACAAAACAUUGACGAAAAGGGCAUAAGUGAUGCAAAACUGCACAGCAAAGUGGAAAAUAUUGUCGAAAGUCUGGACCAAUGUAAUUCCAUUAUCGACGUAAGGUUUCCAAUAAGGCGAGAAAAUGGAAUGUUAAAAAUAAUCAGAGGAUUUAGAGCUCAUUAUGGCGAAUCUGUCCAACAUGCGCCAUGUAUAGGAGGCCUUAGGAUACACGAAAACAUUACCAGGGACCAUAUGAAAGCAUUAUCUUUACUUUUUGCAAUGAAAAACUCCUGUUUGGGGAUUGGUUUAUCAGGAGCAAUGGGUGGCAUCAAAAUAAAUCCUAAAAAUUAUUCAGAGAAUGAACUGAAAAACAUUAUUAGCCUUUAUAUAAAUGAAAUGCUUAAGAAAGGGUAUUGUAAUCAUGGAGAUAUUAUACAACCAGACAUUAAUACUGGAGAAAAGGAAAUGAAAUGGAUAAGUGACGCUUUCACUAAAUAUUCAGGACAACAUCAUCUUAAUUCCGCUUCCACAGGAAAACCUCUAGAAUCGGGAGGAAUCGAUAAUUAUUAUGACGCCGCUGCUAUAGGAGCACUUAAAGCCCUGGAAACUUUUAUUAAUAAUUCAGAUAUUACUACAAAGAUCAAUUGUACAAACACUGGUUUAGAUGAUAAACGUUUCAUAUUACAGGGUAUAGGAAAAGUAGGCAAAUGCUUAGGUCUCUUACUUGAAAAGAGCGGCGCUAUUUGCGUUGGUGUCAAAGAUGUGGAUGCAUACCUCUAUGAUUCCAAAGGAAUAGAUUUUAAAGAUCUUCUUAAACAUAAAGAGCAGCACGGUUCUAUCAAAAAUUUUGGACUCUCAAAAUAUGAAUUUCCAGAUUCAAUUUUUACAGAAGAUUGCGACAUCCUCGUUCUGGCCGCUUGUCAAAAAAGUUUAGCCUGUUAUGUUGCUAGGGAUGUUAAAGCUAAAAUAGUUUUGGAAGCUUCAGAUGGCCCAGUAACUCCUACCGCUCACAGAAUCCUAAUAUCAAAAUCAAAAUUAGUGGUACCAGAUAUUUAUGCAUCAGGUGGCUCCAUGGUAGCUUCAUACUUUGAAUAUCUAAGAAAUUUACAACAAAUUGGCCUUUCAGCAGAUAAUAUUUUAAGAUAUAGCAACGAACUUUACAAGACCAUGUUUGCUAAUAUGAACCAAAAUCAACAACAAAGACAAAUGAUGGGAGGAAUAUCUGGCGGCACACAGACUUCCAAUAUGUCACUUAUUAGCAGUAAUUUUAUUGAAAACUCUUUGGAUUGUGUCUAUAGCGAAGUUGGACAGGAAAUACUAAAACACCUCGAUUUGUACAAACUGGGAGUUGAUGCUAAAACAGCUGCUUACACAGUGGCAAUUCAAAAUGUUUUCAAGUCAAUUCUCAAGCAAAAAAGACUAAUUUGACUGCAUAAAAUGAAGAACUUUUUUCAUGAAAUGUAAUUCUAAAUUACAUAAAUCAUUUUUUUGUACUUUCUUAAUAAAAUUAUGACUGGCACUGUUGAA
Molecule: messenger RNA, 1760 nt
Organism: Anthonomus grandis grandis
Lineage: Eukaryota; Metazoa; Arthropoda; Insecta; Coleoptera; Curculionidae
Product: glutamate dehydrogenase, mitochondrial-like
Exons: 10
Coding region: 78-1661 (527 amino acids)
Biological process (GO): L-glutamate catabolic process
Cellular component (GO): mitochondrion
Molecular function (GO): L-glutamate dehydrogenase (NAD+) activity
Source: RefSeq, a predicted model, not a curated record